AUGGAGAACUCAAAUCUUCUUUAUCGCCUAUCACAUGAGGAAUUUGCUUUGUGCAGGCAAGCACCAAUUUCUGCAAGUGGAAGAGUUAAUGAAAGAAACCAUGCAGGAAGUAGAGCAGAUCUGGGCAAGACACUCAUAGCUAAGUCAGCCAGCCACUCACCAAAUUUGCUGAAAGAUCACAAUAAAUUAAUGUUGUGCGAACAAAAGUUUUCUGAAAGAGUUGGAACAUUCUUUGAGGAAAAGGCCAAAGAUGCUAAUGGGAAAGAAAAUGUCAGCCUUCCUGUACACCUUGGCAAUGCAGUCAAGAAACAAGAGACACGAUCAUCUUGUAAAUCGAAUGCCGGAAAGCACAAGCAGCGUUACGUAGAACUUGUCAAAAAGAAUUUGCAGACACAUAAUCCAUACAACAAAACAGAAGAGCAUAACAAAACAAGGCAGAGUACAAGAAUGAUUUGGAUGUCAGAUGAAGAAAUAGAACGAAGGAAGGAUUUAUAUCUUCGGCUCGUUUCACACCAUAUAAACAAUGGUCAAAGGAUUCGAGGGCCAAUGCAAGAGUUACUGUGCCUGAUGGAUCACGUGGCUGAUAGAGAAUACAGAAAUUAUUCCAGUACUUGGCAGCACCCAUCAGAUCUCACCACUAGAGAUAGUAGGAACUGCAGAUGCUGGAGAACCUGAGAUAACAAGGUGUCGAGCUGGAUGAACACAGCAGGCCAAGCAGCAUCAGAGAAGCAGGAAAGCUGAC
This is a messenger RNA of Stegostoma tigrinum, 742 nucleotides long. RefSeq names its product S100P-binding protein-like. The transcript has 5 exons. Lineage: Eukaryota; Metazoa; Chordata; Chondrichthyes; Orectolobiformes; Stegostomatidae. Bases 1 to 675 code for a protein of 224 amino acids. Gene Ontology annotation, molecular function: calcium-dependent protein binding. The record is from RefSeq and is a predicted model, not a curated record.